This is a messenger RNA of Arabidopsis arenosa, 4592 nucleotides long. The record is from the annotation of a GenBank genome assembly. NCBI's taxonomy places the organism in Eukaryota, Viridiplantae, Streptophyta, Magnoliopsida, Brassicales, Brassicaceae.
GCAGCUGUUCUACGCGUUUAGCUUCAAUUCGCCAUUGAAGAAGCCAUAAUCUGAUUCCUAAAGAGCUUACAUUUGAUAUUCAACUAUAAAGUUUUGACGCUAGAGAUUAAGAUCCUAUUGCCAGUAGGUAUCAUACUUCAGUUGCUGGGAACACAAUUUGACCAGGUAUAAAUCUUAGCUCAUGGAAAAGCAAAUUAGUUUUUCUUACAUCUCUUAGAUUUAUACCCUUUCUAGCUUACAGUACCAGUUGAAAGACCAAGCUGAUUCCUCUUAUGAAGUGACAUACAUUUGUUUCAUUGGUUCUGCUUUUGCUAGACCGUGUGUGAAAGAUACCAAUGGCUGGAGUAUUAGCUGCUGGGGAUUGUUCAUUCGGUGAGAGUGGCAUUUCAUCUUACUCCAGGAAUUCCAAUGAAAAGCAGGACGAGGUUGCCCGCUGGUAUUUUGGAAGGAAAGAAAUAGAAGAAAAUUCACCAUCAAGGUUGGAUAGUAUUGACUUAAAGAAGGAAACAUACCUCCGCAAGUCAUACUGUACAUUUUUGCAGGACUUAGGCAUGAGAUUAAAAGUUCCUCAGGUUACAAUAGCUACAGCAAUAAUCUUCUGUCAUCGAUUCUUCAUUCGCCAGUCACAUGCUAGGAAUGACAGAAGGACGAUUGCUACAGUCUGCAUGUUCCUUGCUGGAAAAGUUGAAGAAACUCCAAGGCCGUUAAAAGAUGUUAUUGUUGUCUCCUAUGAGAUAAUACACAAGAAGGAUCCUACUACUGCACAGAAAAUCAAGCAAAAGGAAGUAUAUGAGCAACAAAAAGAGCUUAUACUAAGUGGAGAAAAGAUUGUACUUUCUACGCUGGGGUUUGACUUCAACGUUUAUCAUCCUUAUAAACCUCUUGUAGAAGCGAUAAAGAAAUUCAAGGUCGCACAGAAUGCUCUGGCCCAAGUUGCAUGGAAUUUUGUUAACGAUGGUCUGCGGACGUCACUCUGCCUGCAAUUUAAGCCUCACCACAUUGCGGCGGGAGCAAUUUUUCUUGCUGCGAAGUUCCUUAAAGUGAAAUUACCAUCAGAUGGAGAGAAGGUUUGGUGGCAAGAAUUUGAUGUCACACCUCGACAACUAGAGGAUGUUAGCAACCAAAUGCUUGAGCUCUAUGAGCAAAACCGAGUUCCUGCAUCUCAAGGAAGCGAAGUCGAAAGUAGUGUAGGUGGAGGAUCAGCUCAUCAUGUUGGUUCUAGGCCAAUAUCAGCUCGUCCAACUCAUGAACAUUCAAACUCUGAUAAUCAUGGGGGCUCGUCAAAAGCUACACAAAACCGGAGCAAUGAUAAUGGGAGUGGUGAGGCAGGUAGUGUCAUUACCGAGCAGAAGGGGGAAAGAGAUAUAGAAACGAAAGAUAGCUUGCAUACUGAAAAUCAUCCAGCCCAUAAGUCUAGAUCAGGAGUUGAAGCAUCUGGGGAGGAAAAAACAGCGAAAGCAGGUGCACAUUUCCUAGAAGAUGAUAAAUCUAGAAUUGUUGGUACGGGUGAUACCCCAGUCAGCCAAUCCCCAAAAGACAUUAAAUUGCUUAGAGAUAAGGUGGUGAAGGCCAAACUAGAGGCUAAGAAGGUCCAAGGUGAAAAGACGAGGAAAAAGGACUUGGUGGAUGAGGAUGAUUUAAUCGAAAGAGAACUGGAAGACGUGGAAUUAGCUGUUGAGGAUGAGAAAGAUAUACAAAACAAGAGCUCCAAAAUCAAUCAAAUGGGUACAGAACACGGCGAGAUUCUUGAUGGAAACAACUUGGUGGUCAAUACCGAGGAAGGUGAAAUGGUAGAUGAUGUUUCUUCAACAGUGCCUAGCCGGAAGAGAAAAAUGGGAAGCCCUUGUGAAAAACAGUUAGGAGAAGGAAAGAGGCGACACAACAACAGUGAGAAUGUAGAAGAAGGUCACAAGACAAACCGAGGAGGAAGUAGUCAUAGUCAUGGUGACCGAGAGCCAAGAAGACACUCCCAAGAGAGCCCCCUAGUUCCGAUUGUCCAAUUGAAUGUAUCGGUUAGCUUCGUGACCAAUCCGUCUACAGUUAUUUCCCAGAAGGAGCUCUUGCAAAGCCAAAGAAUGUCGAGGAUAUGCGUUAAGAAUUUGCCAAAACAUGUGAAAGAGGAUCGACUUCGAGAUGUCUUUUCACAGAAAGGAGAAAUCACUGACGCCAAAUUGAUGCGUUCCAAUGAUGGUAAGAGUAGACAAUUUGCUUUUAUUGGAUUUCGUAGUGCUCAAGAAGCUCAAGAAGCUAUUAAGUAUUUCAACAAGUCUUAUCUUGAUACUUCUCGUAUAUUUGUUGAGAUUGCUCAUAAAGUUGGAGAUGAGAAUGCUCCUCGUCCCUGGAGUCGUCUUUCACACAAGAAAGAAGAGGAAGCUAAUGAAAACAGUAAAAAAUCUUCUAGUGAAGUCUUAAACAAUGGUAAUGCUAAAGGAGGUAAAAAGAAGAAAGCAGAGGUUGAUGAUCCUGAGUUCCAAGAAUUUCUUGAGGUUCAUGAUAGGAGUAAGUCGAAAAUCUGGUCCAAUGACAUGUCCAUUCCUCCUGCUCCUGAAGAAACCGGUAAAGAGAAGGUCUUGGUGAAGAAAGCGGAUGAGCCAAUGAUUUUCAAUGGUGCUGAGCCUAACAACGCUAAAAGGUCAUCUGAUACCGAAAAGACUAAAAAGAGCAAAGUUGUUGCUGCCAGCGAUGAUGUUUCUGAUAUGGAAUACUUCAAGAGUAGGGUUAAGAAAAAUCUGUCGGAUUCGGACAGUGAUAAUGAAUCUGAUGAUAGUAGUGAAGAUGAAGCUAGUGAUGAUGAUGGGAAAGCUGAGGCAGAUGGUCAUGAUGCUGAUAUUCGUAAUUUUCCUAUUGAUGGCGAUGUUGAAGCUGGCGGAGUUGAUAAAGAUGAUGAUGGCGAUACCAUGGAAGUAGAAGCCGAUGGCAAGGUGGCUCAAGAAUUGAAAGCUGACAGUGAUGAUGUUCUGGACACUGGUCGCCUUUUCGUCCGUAACCUGCCUUACACUGCAACAGAAGAAGAGCUUAUGGAACAUUUUAGCAAAUUUGGUGAGAUAUCAGAAGUCCAUCUUGUUCUUGACAAGGAGACAAAAAGGUCCAGGGGAAUUGCCUAUAUCCUUUACCCGUUUCCGGAAUGUGCGGCAAGGGCAAUGGAGGAAUUAGAUAACUCAAGUUUUCAGGGCCGGUUGUUGCAUGUUUUGCCAGCCAAGCACCGUGAAACAUCUGAUAAACAAGUGAAUGACACUUCUAACCUGCCAAAAACUUUCAAGCAAAAGAGAGAGGAACAAAGAAAGGCAUCUGAAGCUGGUGGAAAUACAAAGGCUUGGAAUAGUUUAUUCAUGCGACCCGAUACUAUUCUAGAAAACAUAGUCAGGGUGUAUGGUGUAAGCAAGAGUGAGCUACUUGACCGUGAAGCUGAAGAUCCUGCUGUACGCCUUGCUUUGGGAGAAACAAAAGUGAUUGCGGAGACCAAAGAAGCCCUUGCUAAAGCUGGAGUAAAUGUUACUUCUUUGGAAGAAUUUGCUACAAGGAAUGGUGAUGAGAAUAACCGAAGCAAACAUAUCCUCUUAGUAAAGAAUUUGCCAUUUGCUUCCACUGAAAAGGAACUGGCUCAAAUGUUUGGAAAAUUUGGAAGUCUAGACAAAAUUAUCCUCCCUCCGACGAAGACGAUGGCCUUGGUUGUGUUUCUUGAGCCGGCUGAGGCACGCGCAGCUCUUAAGGGAAUGUCAUACAAGCGUUACAAAGAUGCUCCCUUGUAUCUGGAGUGGGCUCCUGGAAAUAUUCUUGAGCCAAAAACUCUUCCUGACAACAAUGAAGAGAAGAGUGAUGUUGCAGAAAUUGGCGUGAGAAGAGUCAACUUGGAGCAGCAGGUUGAAAUCGAUCCAGAUGUAACUGAGUCAAAUGUCCUUCAUGUUAAGAAUCUGAGCUUCAAGACAACUGAUGAUGGUUUGAAGAAGCAUUUGACUAAACUGGUGAAGCAGGGAAAGAUUCUCAGUGUCAAGAUAAUAAAGCAUGUAAAGAAUGGGAAGAAUCUUUCAAGCGGUUAUGGUUUUGUAGAAUUCGACUCUGUAGAGACUGCCACCAAUGUCUACAGAGAUUUACAGGGAACUGUUCUGGAUGGGCAUGCUUUGAUCUUGAGAUUCUGUGAAAACAAGCGGAGUGACAAGGCUGGGAAAGAUUCAGGCAAGGACAAACCUUCUACAAAGUUACAUGUGAAAAAUGUAGCUUUUGAGGCAACCAAGAAAGAACUAAAACAGCUAUUCAGUCCAUUUGGACAGAUCAAGAGUAUGCGGCUUCCAAAGAGGAAUAUCGGGCAAUAUGCUGGUUUUGCGUUUGUUGAAUUUGUGACAAAGCAAGAAGCCUUAAACGCUAAAAAAGCAUUAGCCAGCACCCAUUUCUACGGACGCCAUUUGGUGCUCGAGUGGGCCAACGAUGACAAUAGCAUGGAAGCGAUCAGGAAGCGUUCCGCUGCUAAGUUGGACGAAGAAAAUGAUAAUGCAAAGAAAAGGAAAAGCUCGAAAGUUGUUGAUGAAAAGCAAAAUGAAGUUUGAGAGAAUAAUAGUUGAAUAAGGCAUACCCUCUAAUAUAGUUUGUAUUGACCA